Messenger RNA from Gossypium raimondii (Peruvian cotton), 2211 nucleotides. RefSeq names its product two-component response regulator ARR11. The record is from RefSeq and is a predicted model, not a curated record. The coding region runs from base 221 to 1942 and encodes 573 amino acids. NCBI's taxonomy places the organism in Eukaryota, Viridiplantae, Streptophyta, Magnoliopsida, Malvales, Malvaceae. Gene Ontology annotation, biological process: phosphorelay signal transduction system; cytokinin-activated signaling pathway. The transcript has 5 exons. Gene Ontology annotation, molecular function: DNA binding.
AAAUUACCGGGAAUCUCUGCCUUAAAAACCCACUUCCUUCAUUCUUCUCUUCUUCUUUUUUAAAACCCACUCCCAUUUCUUCUUCUCUGUCCCUUCUGCCUUUUAAGUGCCUUUCCAUUUCUCUUUCUCUUACGCUUCCAAUCUACCUGUUUUCUACCCUUUCAAUCCUUACAACAAAACCAUAUCAAAGAAACCAACCACCUCCCCCAAAAAGAAAAACAUGGUGCUCGCCGAAAGUGGCUUCUCUUCUCCUCGAAACGAUGCUUUUCCUGCCGGCCUCCGGGUUCUCGUCGUCGAUGAUGAUCCCACCUGGCUCAAAAUCCUUGAAAAGAUGCUCAAGAAGUGUUCUUAUGAAGUGACUACAUGUUGCCUUGCACGAGAAGCUCUGAACUUGCUUCGCGAAAGGAAGGAUGGUUACGACAUUGUAAUCAGUGAUGUUAACAUGCCUGACAUGGAUGGCUUUAAACUUCUCGAACACGUUGGGCUGGAAAUGGACUUACCUGUGAUUAUGAUGUCUGUCGAUGGGGAGACCAGCAGAGUGAUGAAGGGUGUCCAGCAUGGUGCUUGUGAUUACCUUCUUAAGCCUAUAAGAAUGAAAGAGCUUCGCAAUAUAUGGCAGCAUGUGUUCAGGAAGAAGAUACAUGAGGUGAGAGACAUUGAAAGUCUUGAAGGUUUUGAAAGUAUUCAGAUGACUAGAAGUGGCUAUGAUCUGUUUGAUGAUGGGCACUUCCUCAGUGGAGACGAUACAACUUCGGGAAGGAAAAGAAAAGAUGCUGAUAACAAGCAUGACGAUCGAGAGCUCAGUGAUCCUUCUUCUACCAAGAAAGCAAGGGUUGUUUGGACUGUUGACCUUCACCAAAAAUUUGUCAAAGCCGUAAAUCAGAUCGGAUUUGACAAAGUUGGACCUAAGAAAAUACUCGACUUGAUGAAUGUACCAUGGUUGACAAGAGAAAACGUCGCCAGUCACUUGCAGAAAUACCGACUCUAUUUGAGUAGGUUGCAGAAGGAGAGUGAUAUCAAGAAUUCAUUUAUAGGAAUGAAGCAUUCAGAUCUGCCUUCAAAAGAUUCGACUGCCAGUUUCGGUCCCCAUAAAGCGAUGAACAUGAUACCAGAUGAUGUGCCAAAUGGUACCUAUAGUUUUUCAGCAAGUAACUCGCUAGCUCAGAAUGUGGAUCUCAAAGGUCAAGGUGAUCUAAAAGGAAUUACUUCAGCUCCUGUGGCAGAGCCCAAAGGAGCUUUGUCUAUAGAUAUUCAUGAUUCCCAUGAAGCCAAAAGCACACAGAUGAGCUUUGAUCAUUCCCUUGGAUCAGUUGAUUCAGCUGUAAGCUUUGCGUCAUUCAAUUCCACUACCCCAUUGCAGUAUCCGUGGACUGAAAUUCCCGAGAUUCAGUUCAAACAAGAGUGUGAACCCUUGCACUUAGAAAAUGGCUUCAGCCAACUACCACUGCCUGGACCUUCCAUGAUUGAAAAUGAGGCUAACCGAAGCAGAAUUGAAGUUAAGCCUUUGCUUGAUGAGUGUAGAAGCAAUUUCGUCGAGCAUUUAGGUCCAGUUGGUGCAGAAGACUUGUUUCCAAUUCAAAGCAAAAGCCAAUCGCUGAAUAAUCAAGUUUUUGACCUGAUUUCUGCUACUAAAUCAAGCAUGAAAACUCAGGAUGUGGGUCUGAACUACCUUGCUGACUCGGAAUUUGCACUGCGGAACCUGAAUGCAAGCGGUGUAGGAGUACCUUUAGCAACAUUGUCUGAGGACUUACAAAUCUGUUGGCUUCAAGGUGAUUGUUAUCCCAUGAAUUAUGGUCUCCAGGAUUUGGAGUGUUCCACGUAUGACAAUCCAGGACUGAUGGCUGAAACUCCAUUUCACUUGUACGAUGUACUAAGGUUUGACCACGAGCAUCUCUUUGAUCCUACAGAAUAUUAUGCAAUCGAUCAAGGGUUGUUUGCAUAACAUGAAGUUGUCUUCGGUGAAUGAUCUUUUUUUAUAUCAGGUAAUAUCUAUAAGUGGAGUACUUCAAAUUUAUGGACAGGAUGCCAUUUUCAUAAGCAGUUUGGACUUGGGUGUUUAAACAUGUAUAAAUACAAGUGAUAAAACAUAAUAAUUUUGCUGCUAUUUUCUAACCUGGGAUAUGUAUCUUAAUGCUGUAUUAAUAUGCAUGUAUGCUAGUCACAUCACAUGUGAACUUUGGUUCAAGAAAGGAUAUAAUUUCUUCUCUUUUA